CUGGCGGUAGCACCUGUUGCGGAGCGUUAAUGUCGGUUGAACAUUCAUGAAGAAUUAGUCCGAGGAUAUCAGAUUCGAAGGGAUAUUAAUCGGUGAAUUCGUUCCCAUAGUCCUAGUGCAGUGAAAUAUGUUUACGCCGUCGAAUAGUGGUACCACGCGUGCUGUUCCCCAAAACAGGCUACUUAUUGCCUCGCUUGUUUACGUUGCACUUCUAGCUGAUAACAUAUUGUUGACUGUUGUUGUGCCCAUUUUACCGGAUUACCUAUCGCAUUUUCUGGAUAACAGAACAUUGGUGACGUCGCAUGCAAUAAGUGUACAUCCCAGACCAGAUGUUCAUCAUGCACCUAAUGUUGUCGGGAAACAUCCGAUAGCUGGAAAGACUCAGAUUAACUUCUCCAUACCGAAUGAGGAGAGCUAUGAUGAGAUAGUCCCCGUCGCGCCAAACAUCGAUGAAGUUUUGGAAAGCGAGAAUGGGUCAAUUGGCCUCCUGUUAGCCAUGAAAGCUUUGGUUCAACUUAUCACUAAUCCAAUUGUCGGAAAUCUCUCGAUACGACUGGGAUACAGGAUACCAAUUGUUUUUGGCACUCUCUGGCUGUUGCUGUCCUCAUUGAUAUUCGCUCUGGGCGAAACAUAUGUUACAUUAUUGAUCGCCCGGGCUAUCCAAGGAAUCGGAUCUGCCUGUAUUGGAGUGUGCGGAAUGAGUCUGGUUGCUCAACUUUACCCAGAAGAUGAUAAAAGGUCAAGGAUUAUGGGUGUAAUUCUUGGUAGCAUCGCUCUCGGUGUACUUAUUGGAUAUCCAUUUGGAAGCUUCUUGAAUGACUUCGCUGGAAAAUCAACACCUUUUUAUAUUUUAGCAGUGUUUAUCUUUGGGAACUUCAUUGCGCAGAUGUCCUUGAUGGAUCUAUCCGUUAAACCAGAGGUUACCAUCGAAGCUGAUAAACCUAAAUGGAAACCCCUCUUGCGGAAUAAAAUGGUUAUUGCCAUCGUAAUAGCAAUAUGGAUGUCGACUUCAACAAUGGCGAUGCUGGAACCAUGUCUCCCUAUUUGGCUAAUGGAGCAUUUGCAUCCGAAAAAAUGGCAACUUGGAACAGUUUUCAUUCCAGAUUCAUUGGGUUAUUUCAUUGGAACUAACUUUUUUGGUGCGAUUGCGUAUAAUGUUGGACAGAUAAAAGUAUCUUGCAUAUCGCUUGUGAUUGUUGGAUUGUCAUGCCUUCUAAUUCCGGAUGCCACAACAGUAUAUAGACUGUUGCUACCACACUUCGGUUUGGGAUUAGGGAUAGGAAUAAUUGAUGCAGCGUUGGUUCCAUUAUUGGCUUCAUUUGUUGACACCAGUCUGAAUGACGACGAAUCAACAACAAGCGACUCCAUGUCUAGUUAUGGAACAGUUUAUGCAAUACAGCAGACAUCUGUGAGUCUGGCAUAUUGCUUAGCUCCGUUAUUUGGAGGCGAAUUAGCCGAAGCUAUUGGUUUUCCCUGGUUGAUGCGGCUAGUAGGUCUCAUUAAUAUCCUUUAUGGUCCAGUAUUGUUAUUACUUUAUUCACAAAGUAAAGGAAAGCCAACUUCUUCCGACAAAAGCAAUCAAAUGCUACUGGGUGGAGCAACUGAUGAAGCCUCUAAUGAUUAUAAAAGAUUGUAUAAUACUGUUACUGAAUAAUGUGUAAUUUGAAAGGUUUUUAAAUUUUAAUGUUUUCAUGCAAUAAAAGCUUUAAUAUCCUAUUGUAUUAUAUGUAUAAACAUAUCUGUUGUAUUAACAUACAAUUUCUAGA
Messenger RNA from Hermetia illucens (black soldier fly), 1766 nucleotides. It is a transcript of the gene prt, whose product is annotated as synaptic vesicular amine transporter. The record is from RefSeq and is a predicted model, not a curated record. Gene Ontology annotation, molecular function: serotonin:sodium:chloride symporter activity. NCBI's taxonomy places the organism in Eukaryota, Metazoa, Arthropoda, Insecta, Diptera, Stratiomyidae. Gene Ontology annotation, biological process: aminergic neurotransmitter loading into synaptic vesicle; transmembrane transport. Bases 128 to 1654 code for a protein of 508 amino acids. Gene Ontology annotation, cellular component: terminal bouton; synaptic vesicle membrane. The transcript is spliced from 9 exons.